AUGGCCGAACAACAGGUGCGACGGAAGCAGUUGAUUUAUUCUAUAUUAAAAUUUUUGGAUAAUGAAAUUCGAACUGAAACAACAAAUGCUGAAAGACGAGAAAGCAUGGAAGUUGCUGCUCAAUGCCUUGAAACAGCCUACGAUGUAAUGUUGAAUAAUCAAGAAGGUGAUAGAAUUUAUGGUCCACCAGUCGAUUUGUUAUCAUUAGUAACAUCAACAACGUCUUCGAUCGUUAACACUCCAUCCUGGUCAUCUCACACAAAUACACAAUUUUCUUCAAUUUCAUUAACAGACGAUAUGCGUCAACAAGCAGAUAAACUCAAAAAUGAUGGAAAUGAAUUGAUUAAACAAGAAAAAUAUAAAGAAGCAUUAAAUGCUUAUAAUGCAGCAAUUAAUAUUGAUGGAAAUAAUGCCAUUUAUUUUUGUAAUAGAGCAGCAGCACAUAAUAAAUUGGGAAAUAAUGAUCAAGCUAUUGCUGAUUGUCAUCAUUCAAUAACAAUCGAUCCAAAUUAUAGCAAAGCAUAUGGACGUCUUGGAAUUAUUUAUUUAUCAAUGGACAAAGUAAACGAAGCAUAUGAUGUGUAUAAACAAGCACUAGCAUUAGAACCAACAAAUGAACAUUACAAACAAUCAAUUAAAAUAUGUGAGGAACGAAUGGGGGCAUCUAAUGGAAAUAAUGUGGGAUCCACUGCUGGCGCUACAGGUGGAACAUCUGGAAUGCCAGCUGGUAUGGCAUCAAUGUUUGGACAGAUGAUGGGCGGUGCACAAGGCGGUCCAGAUAUGAUGUCAUUUUUCAAUAAUCCUUCUUUAAUGAAUAUGGCUAUGCAAUUUGUUCAAAAUCCACAAGUGCAAGGCUUGUUCGUAUCUUUUGUUCUUGAAUUCAUUUUUCUAGUUAUUAUUAACACAUUUAUUUUUUUUCCUAGAAUGGCCAAUUUAGUAACAAAUCUUGGCACACAACAAGGAGGACAAGGUGGAUUUGAAGCGUUGCUAGAAACUGGUCAGCGAAUGGCUUCUGAAAUAUCGGCAAACAAUCCAAAUUUGAUUGAAUCAAUUCGUCGAAAUAUGGGAAAUAGAUCGUCAGAUGCUAACUCAAGUAAUAAUAAUCCCGGUGGUUCGACUAAUAAUAGUAACAAUACUUCGGCUGAUCAAAAUAAACCACCGUCAUGA
Didymodactylos carnosus is the source of this 1167-nucleotide messenger RNA. Lineage: Eukaryota; Metazoa; Rotifera; Eurotatoria; Philodinida; Philodinidae. The record is from the annotation of a GenBank genome assembly.